This is a messenger RNA of Suillus subaureus, 1371 nucleotides long. RefSeq names its product permease for cytosine/purines, uracil, thiamine, allantoin-domain-containing protein. The coding region runs from base 1 to 1371 and encodes 456 amino acids. Gene Ontology annotation, biological process: transmembrane transport; nucleobase transport. NCBI's taxonomy places the organism in Eukaryota, Fungi, Basidiomycota, Agaricomycetes, Boletales, Suillaceae. The transcript has 12 exons. Gene Ontology annotation, molecular function: nucleobase transmembrane transporter activity. Gene Ontology annotation, cellular component: plasma membrane. The record is from RefSeq and is a predicted model, not a curated record.
AUGUUAGCUAUUGGUCUUUCCUGGAGACAGGCCUUGCCUGCCAUUGUUGUUGCGUACUGUAUAACGGCUGUUCCGAUACUCCUCACCGGGACAAUCGGUACCCGCCUGAGGGUUCCAUUCUCGGUCCUUAGCAGGUCGUCUUUUGGAUUUUGGUUCAGCUACUUCCCUGUUAUUACGCGGGGAAUAAUUGCCAUGUCCUGGUUUGGAAUUCAGACAUACAACGGUUCUGAAUGUAUCUAUCAGGUACAUUACUUGUCCAGGAGGAACGUCAUGUUUCAACAGCAUAAUCUUUCAGAUGCUGAAGGCCAUAUGGCCGUCUAUCGCCCAUAUCUCAAAUCACAUACCGGCCUCGUCAAACACUACCAGCGCAUGAUGUGUUACCUUCUUUACUGGCUCCUCCAAUUUCCAUUCAUGCUGCUGUCUCCCCAGAAAAUCCGUUAUCUCUUCAUGAUCAAGGGUGUAAUCGUCCCAUUCGCCUGGCUUGCUAUGGUCAUCUGGGCGUUUAUCAAGGUUCCUCCUUCAGUCGGACUGUUUUCUCAACAUGCUGCAGUGCAAGGCUCUGACCUCUCCUGGGCUUGGCUGACUGCACUCAAUACGGAUUUUACGCGGUAUGCCACACAUGAGAGGGCACAAUAUUCACAGGCUAUCAUUAUCCCAGUGGCAUUCACGCUUUGUUCGUUCGCUGGACUGGCCCUGAUUAACCAAUGGGACAACCGAGCAGCAGCGUUCUUUGCCUCGUUCGCAUUUCUGCUGACGACUAUCGGGACUAAUAUCAGCGCUAAUGCCCUUGUGGCUGCUAACGACCUCACAGUCUGCUUUCCGAAAUACAUCAAUAUACGACGCGGUCAAGUGAUAUGUGCAUUCAUCGGUGGAUGGGCAUUCUGUCCUUGGGAAGUUCUGGCAAAAGCAUCUGGGUUUCUGUCGUUCCUGAGUGGAUACACUAUUUUCAUCGGACCAUUUAUUGGAAUUAUGAUUGUCGAUUACUGGCUAAUCCAUCAGGGCAAAAUUGACGUCCCAGCGAUGUACCAAGUUAAUGGUCGAUACCGCUAUACAUAUGGAGUGAACUGGCGUGCUUUGGCAACACUCGUGAUUUGCAUUGCACCAGCUAUGCCUGGGCUCAUUCACUCUAUUAAGCCGUCCAUCAACGUUGGAGGUAUCCAUAAUUUAUUUGCCAUUGGGUGGAUAUUUGGAUUCUGGUCAGCAUUCGUCGUUUAUUACGCCCUCUCGACGUUGUUUCCGGCUCGGGGCACAUAUGUAGAGAAGGCUGUCUUACCCGACGAUGUGAUACCGCCUUCGACCUCUUGUGAUUCUACGGACGAGGAUGUGGAGAAAUUAGACAAGGCUCAUGUGACUCCUGGAACUGUAUCUUGA